Messenger RNA from Acanthaster planci (crown-of-thorns starfish), 2070 nucleotides. Its product is annotated as MIT domain-containing protein 1-like. Lineage: Eukaryota; Metazoa; Echinodermata; Asteroidea; Valvatida; Acanthasteridae. The record is from RefSeq and is a predicted model, not a curated record.
UUUCAUUCAAUCGACUUUGUGUACUGCAUAUAGCCGGCCAUCAGUUGUGCACUUUGUUUGCAAAGUUACGAACAUUUGUCUUUUGAACAUCUUUGAUGUUCCUGUAACCAUUGCAACAGAAUGAAUAAAGUGAAAACCAGUUAUUGAUGACAACAUGGCUAGCACCAGUGGAUUUGAGGCCUCGGCUGCUAAUGUGCUGAAGAGAGCCGUGGAGAUGGACGGGAAGUCACGCUUUACUGAAGCAUUAGUGUGCUACCAGGAAGGACUGAAUCUGCUCAUGGAGGUCUUAAAAGUGACAACAGAUGAGGCUAAGAAACGAGCGUUGCGUACUCGCCUGAGUGACUACAUGGACAGAGCAGAGAAAAUAAAGCAGCACGUUGAGAAAGAAAAAGAUGCCGGCAAAUAUCACGAGCAAAUUCACAUUGCUGCGGGCUCUACGCAAAACAGCUACCGCCGGGUCUUCGGCCGUUUUCUAGAUGAGUUUGUGACGGAGGUGUACGUAGAAGACCCGUACAUUCGGAGCCCCAGCCAGACCUACAACUUCCUGAGGCUGUGUGAGCUCCUGGUAGGGAGAGAGACAAAAGUCAAACGGAUUACCUUGUUGACGGGGCGGGAUGAGGGAAAUGCCCAUCAGCAAGAGGCAAGGUUUGAAGAGAUCAAAACAAGCCUGGCUGAGCAUGGUGUAACGUUAGACAUCAGGUACUCGUCCACACUACAUGAUAGGGAGAUCAGAUUAAACAACGGCUGGAUAAUCAAGAUAGGUCGUGGCCUAGACUACUUCAAGAACACUGGCAAGUUCAGUAUUGGCUUCUGCGAUAUGGACCUGCGCAAAUGCCAUGAGACCACCGUGGACAUCUUUCAUUCCAAACACACUACAAAGAAAUGAUACCAGUAAGCCUUGGGAAAGAUGAUGACAUUUGUUCUUCAAAUUGUGUCGUUGUAUUUAUUGCAAUAUUAAGGUUCUUUGCACAUUAAAGAAAAUUGAAGGACUGCUCUGCCAAAUAGUUGAAUGAGCAAGUGUGUACUUUUUCACUUUUUCUUGUUUUUUUUUUAUUGGUUUUACAAAGACCGAAACUGUAAUUUGUCACACUUUGUGUAAUUCAUAAUUUAUUGCAGAAGCAGUAGCAUGAAAGAUGAUUUUUGUAGUACAAUACCAAUUGUGCCAUACUAUGUACAAGAAUCAGAAAUUAUCACCUGCCUGCGUAGUACAUGUGUAAAACACAUUUUGAAGUACUAUCAAACUGGAAGGUUGUGCAUUUGCCGAAAAGAACAAUUUACAGUGUUCAUAAAAACUUGCAUAGCACUGGAGUUCACAAAAAAAAAUUGACCUUGGUGCAAAUUGUUGAAGCUGUCACUUACUGUGAUUUGCCAGUUUAUCCUGAUGAUGUUUGACCUCUUCCUCUUUACGAAAUCUAAUUAACCUGCCCAAAUAAGAACCUAGCCCAUCUAACAACCCAUCCCUCAAUCCCAGGUCAGUCCAUUCUACCACAACCUUCUCUCCCCUAUUUUUAGAAACCAAAGGCCUUGUCUUUACAGCUUAUUAGUCUUUCUAGUUCUUGGACUUUGACAAUUUGACAACUUUGUCCCUGUUAUUAUGGAUGUUUUUAUCUGGAACAUUGUGGAAAUUUUGGGCUGUAUCUAUAUUUGUAAGGCUGGACUAGUUUAUUUUGAACAAUCUCAAGUAUUCUGCUGGUACAGUUGAGAAGUAGUUUAGUUAAGAAUGAUUUUUUUAUCUUUGUUCAUCAGGGCAGUGAUGUAACGAGGGGGGAGGGCUUGGGGCAUGUGUCUCCAGUGGAAGUCCAUACCCUUUCCCCGAGUGAGGGAGCGCAUCCACGUUUCAUUGGAAAUUUUGGAAUGUACAUAUCCUAUGUACAAGCCACAGUUCCUUUGUUUUCAACACCCCCUUGAAACAUAUAUGUGCCCCAUCAGCAAUUUCACCCUAGUUAUGCUCCUUCAAAUAGGGCAUCCAAGUUUAUACUAGACCCCUUCUAGACUGUUUGUGCCAUACUUACUGAGAUAAAAAGUACAAAGCAGCAGUAUAAUAAAACAUAUGGAAUGUCAAAUUUUGAA